GAUGCCGUCUGCAGUGUAGGAGUCAUGUUACUGUGUGCUGACGCCUUCUUGAGACUGACGGGAGCCAACGACACAACUUGCUCCUGACUUAUGAUGCCUAUUGCCCGUGCGUAGACGGAGCAGAGGGAGCAGCAGAAGCUGGAAGCACGGUUCAUAUGUUCCUUCAUGUGCAUUCUUCUCGGCGCCUUCAGCAAACUAACAGCUGCUGAGGAACUGAUUCAGGAGCGCAGUGUCUUUCUGUGGAAGGUAUCUAAAAUACACACCCUGAAGUGUCAUUAGAGCGGAUCGAAGAGUCGCCAGCAACACUAUUUCCCAGGAGCACCAGUGGACAGAGAUAUUCAGUCAAGGCUCAGACUUAACACGAAUCGAGUGAUGGAUGUGCUUUAAAGUUGUGACGGUGUUGACGGUGGCAGAGUGAGCACAGGGAUGUAAGUGGACCAGUAAAGAUGACCCUGUUGGCGGGCGAUGGCUCCGACUACGACUACAGUGCCCUGAGCUGUGCCUCGGAUUCCUCCCUCAACGGACCCCCCCUACAAGAGGAGGAGGCUCGGAAGGGGGCCUUCUACAAGAGGGCGCAGCGGGCCCCGGAGCUCAGCUCCAUCCAUGAGGACACCCUGUCCGGCGCCCGUAAACUCCACGCCAUCAUCAAUGUGGGCGGCCUGCGCUACCAGCUUCCCUGGACCACCUUAGAGGACUUCCCCCUGUCCCGUCUGGGCCAGCUGCACCUCUGCAGCAGCUUCGACGAGAUCAUGCGCAUCUGCGAUGACUACGACGUCGCGCACAAUGAGUUCUUCUUCGACCGCAGCCCCUGUGCCUUCCGCACCAUCCUGACCUUCCUGCGAGCGGGGAAGUUGCGCUCCCUCAGGGAGAUGUGCGCCCUCUCCUUCAGGGAGGAGCUGCUCUACUGGGGGGUCCCCGAGGAGAGCCUGGAGUGGUGCUGCCGCCGGCGGCUGCUGCAGCGCGUGGAGGAGUUUGAAGCGAUGGAGAGAGCGGAGGAGGAGGAGGACCUGUUGGAGGAUCUGUUGGAUUCAGACAGCGGACGCAAGGAGCACGCGGCCGAGUCCAGACUCAAUCGGUGCAUGGGCAAGCUCCGGGAUAUGGUAGAGAGGCCUCACUCGGGCCUGCCGGGGAAGAUCUUCGCUUGUUUGUCAGUACUGUUUGUCACCAUCACCGCCGUCAACCUGUCCAUCAGCACCAUGCCCGCCAUGAGGGAAGAGGAGGAGGCGGGCACAUGUUCCCAGAUGUGCUACAACAUCUUCAUAGUGGAGACGGUGUGCGUGGCCUGGUUCUCCCUGGAGUUCACGCUGCGCUUCAUUCAGGACCGCAGCAAGCUGGCCUUCCUCCGGCAGCCCCUGAACCUGAUCGACGUGGUGGCCAUCCUUCCGUACUACAUCACCCUGGUGGUGGACAGCACCUCCCACGGGGAGAAGCGCCUGGGCUCCGGCAACAGCUACCUGGACAAAGUGGGCUUGGUGCUGCGCGUCCUGAGAGCCCUGCGCAUCCUCUACGUGAUGCGGCUGGCUCGCCACUCUCUGGGCCUGCAGACUCUGGGCCUGACCGCCCGCCGCUGCACACGGGAGUUCGGACUGCUUCUCCUCUUCCUGUGCGUGGCCAUCGCCCUCUAUUCCCCCUUGCUGUACUUGAUUGAGAACGAAAUGGCCGCCACGCAAGAGUUCACCAGCAUCCCCGCCACCUACUGGUGGGCCGUGAUCACCAUGACGACUGUGGGCUACGGGGACAUGGUGCCGAGGAGCAUCCCAGGCCAGGUGGUGGCUCUAAGCAGCAUCCUGAGCGGGAUCCUCCUCAUGGCCUUCCCCGUCACCUCCAUCUUCCACACCUUCUCGCGGAGCUACGUGGAGCUGAAGCAGGAGCAGCAGCGGCUGCUGCAGAGGAGGACACACUUCCUGCUGCGCAGCCGCAUGGCCGGCCUGGGCAGCAGCCUGUCCUUAGAGAGUGACGUGCUCUUCCCUAUAGGGGCGUCUGACGUCAGAGGCAAGGACAAGUGAGACCGCUGGACAGGGAAGGUGUCGGUACCCGAUCGCGAUAUUACGAAUCCCACUAUGGCCACGCCAAGACCCGCCCUUCAAUAGCGUUCACACGCUACUAUUGGCCAG
Perca fluviatilis (European perch) is the source of this 2114-nucleotide messenger RNA. RefSeq names its product potassium voltage-gated channel, subfamily G, member 1 (gene kcng1). Lineage: Eukaryota; Metazoa; Chordata; Actinopteri; Perciformes; Percidae. The record is from RefSeq and is a predicted model, not a curated record. The coding region runs from base 447 to 2006 and encodes 519 amino acids. Gene Ontology annotation, biological process: protein homooligomerization; regulation of delayed rectifier potassium channel activity; potassium ion transmembrane transport. Gene Ontology annotation, cellular component: membrane; voltage-gated potassium channel complex. Gene Ontology annotation, molecular function: delayed rectifier potassium channel activity. The transcript is spliced from 6 exons.